UAAGGCAAUCUAGGGGCUAAGAAGAGUCAGGCAUCCCUCUCCGUCGUCCUCCCAACUCCACUGAGGGAAGAGCGAAGCGUUUGAGGUGCGGUCGAAGGAAGCCCCACCAAUGGCGUCUCUCUCGAUCAUGGCGGCCACUCCUUUCGCUUCUUAUCUUCUAUCAGCGAUCGACAAUCGAUUCCAGUCGAGCCAUUCGGCCGCCGGCGUCACCUCCUCUAUUUGCUCUUUCAAAACUCGAGGCGGGAUCGUAGGGAGCAUUUCUGUCACUUUGCGGUCUUCCUACUCCCCUGUCCUUUGCAGGGCCGUCUCCGUGAAGCCAGUGACGGAGAUAGAGGGUCUUAAUAUCGCCGAGGAUGUCACACAGCAUGCUGGUAGCGCAAUGCUUGUUCCAUCUACAGGCCUAUGGCCGCUCUGGCACUUCACAUUGAAAUAUGAAAUCUUAUUGGUAAAACACCUAUGGUGUACCUUAAUAAUAUUGUAAAAGGAUGUGUUGCGAAUAUUGCUGCGAAGCUUGAGAUUAUGGAGCCAUGUUGCAGUGUGAAGGAUAGGAUUGGUCAAAGUAUGAUAGCUGAUGCAGAACAAAAGGGGCUUAUAACUCCUGGAAAGAGUAUAUUAGUGGAACCAACAAGUGGGAACACUGGCAUUGGUCUUGCCUUUAUUGCUGCUUCGAAAGGAUACAAACUGAUUUUAACAAUGCCUGCAUCCAUGAGCAUUGAAAGGCGAGUUUUGCUAAAAGCUUUUGGAGCAGAACUUGUUCUUACAGAUGCUGCCAAGGGAAUGAAGGGAGCUGUUCAAAAGGCUGAAGAGAUUUUGAAGAAAACGCCCAACUCUUAUAUGCUACAGCAAUUUGAUAACCCCGCAAAUCCGAAGAUACACUAUGAGACUACUGGUCCGGAAAUCUGGGAAGAUACAAAUGGGAAGGUUGAUAUAUUUGUUUCUGGAAUUGGAACUGGUGGAACCAUUUCUGGUGUUGGACGAUUCUUGAAGAACAAAAACCCUAAUAUAAAAGUUAUUGGCAUUGAACCUGCCGAAAGCAACAUACUCUCAGGCGGAAAACCAGGUCCACACAAGAUUCAGGGCAUCGGAGCAGGUUUUGUUCCCAGUAUUUUAGACCUUGACGUAGUUGAUGAAAUUGUAGAGAUCUCCAGUGAUGAAGCUGUUGAAACAGCAAAGCAAUUGGCUCUCCAGGAAGGAUUAUUGGUUGGAAUUUCCUCUGGAGCUGCAGCUGCUGCUGCUAUGAAGUUGGCAAAAAGACCAGAAAACACUGGAAAACUUAUUGCGGUUGUUUUUCCGAGCUUUGGCGAACGCUAUCUUUCUUCAGUUCUGUUCCAGUCGAUCAGAGAUGAAUGUGAGAAAAUGCAGCCUGAGCCAUGAUAAGGCCUCUUGCCAAAGACCUUUCAUACCCAUCAGGUACAAAUCCAUGCGCUUCUCCCGAUUAUUCACAAAAAUCAAUUGAGUAAAAUGCAGAUAGCAAGUCCAACAUGUGAAUCAAUGUGUUUUGCUUUGAAAUUUCCUGUAUUUUUUACUACAAAAAGCUAAAUUAUGACUAUUUGAAAACAUCUUUGAUAAUUUGUUCUUGAUUUAAUUGUGAUGAAAGUGUAUUAUUCUUUGAAUUCAUUGGUGGGGGGAACAAAAGGAUUUGUGUUGUGCUUUAAUCUUGUGUUAUGUUGAACUCAUUAAUCUUAGUAA
Messenger RNA from Dendrobium catenatum, 1689 nucleotides. Its product is annotated as cysteine synthase, chloroplastic/chromoplastic. Lineage: Eukaryota; Viridiplantae; Streptophyta; Magnoliopsida; Asparagales; Orchidaceae. The record is from RefSeq and is a predicted model, not a curated record. The transcript has 11 exons. Bases 457 to 1374 code for a protein of 305 amino acids. Gene Ontology annotation, cellular component: cytoplasm. Gene Ontology annotation, molecular function: cysteine synthase activity.